Messenger RNA from Lucilia sericata (common green bottle fly), 576 nucleotides. RefSeq names its product probable 28S ribosomal protein S6, mitochondrial (gene mRpS6). Bases 96 to 539 code for a protein of 147 amino acids. Lineage: Eukaryota; Metazoa; Arthropoda; Insecta; Diptera; Calliphoridae. Gene Ontology annotation, cellular component: ribosome; mitochondrial small ribosomal subunit. Gene Ontology annotation, molecular function: small ribosomal subunit rRNA binding; structural constituent of ribosome. Gene Ontology annotation, biological process: translation. The record is from RefSeq and is a predicted model, not a curated record. The transcript has 2 exons.
UGUCAACCGCCGCCGUUAAUAUUUGUCGUCGCGGGGUUCUGGCUAGUGGAUGAAUUUUUAGUUUUAUAACAGAAAAAUUGGUAAAUUAAUUAAAAAUGCCUUCUUAUGAAUUAUCCUUGGUAUUAAGACAAAUGUCCAGACCGGAAUUGGUUUCGGCCUUAAAACGCACCGCUGAAUCAAUUUUGGAUAAAGGAGGCAUUAUAAGACAAUUACAAAAUUUAGGUUCCAGAGCCUUACCUUACAAAAUCAGUGAACAUGGUGCUGUGCAUCGUGAGGGUACCUAUUUUACCAUUAACUUUGAUGCUGCACCCGCCAAAAUUGCCGAUAUGAGAGAAGAAUUUGGCCGUGAUAUCGAUAUUGUACGCAGACACAUUUUCAAAGUGGAACAACCCGAGAAAUAUGAAUGUACUUUGCAUGAAGAAAUGUUACCACCCGCCUAUCGUAAGGAUGUACAGGAAAUGAUUGAAAUAGCUAAGCGUAAACAGAAACCAAAAUACAAUUAUAAUUCUGGUUUAGAUUACUAUCCCUUCCAAAAGUAGUUUGUUAAAAAUAAAUUAGAAAAAUUUAAAAGUAAAA